Molecule: messenger RNA, 1123 nt
Organism: Punica granatum (pomegranate)
Lineage: Eukaryota; Viridiplantae; Streptophyta; Magnoliopsida; Myrtales; Lythraceae
Source: RefSeq, a predicted model, not a curated record
CUUCUUCUCAUAAUUGUUCCACAACACAAAACGCAGUCAAAUUCCGAUCCGAACUACGAGCUCAGACCCUUUAAAAGGUCAAAACUCGAACGUUGGAAAGUUUUUUUCCCCUUCUGAUCAAUGGACUUCUUCGGUCACUACUUUGACCCGAAACCGUACGAGUCAGAAUACAACCCGUCGAUGCCGGAGUCAUCCACAUUUCCCGACUCCUGCACAUCUCGCCGAUCCCACUCGGAUGAGGAGCAUCUGUUAGCGUCGAGUCGCCCUAAGAAACGGGCAGGCCGAGUGGUGUUCAAGGAGACAAGGCAUCCGGUGUACAGAGGAGUGAGGCGUCGGAACAACAAUAAAUGGGUGUGCGAGCUCCGGGAGCCGGCCAAGCAGUCCCGCAUCUGGCUCGGCACCUACCCCACAGCUGAGAUGGCUGCUCGGGCCCACGACGUGGCCGCCCUGGCUCUCCGUGGCAGCUCUGCCUGCCUCAACUUCGCCGACUCAGCCUGGCGCCUCCCCGUCCCCGCCUCCACUGACCCCGCCGACAUCCGCCGCACUGCUGCUGAGGCAGCUAACGCCUUCCGCCCCGACAAGCUCGAGGACGCCCCGGGGGAUGGCGCCGACGCAGGCAAUGAGGAGGAGGAGGCGGCUGGGGGCCAAGGGAGCGAGGGAGUUGUUGAUGCGAUCCCAAGCAGUUUCGGGGCGGGCGAUGGGACUUGGGACAUGGAAGGCUGGCUCGAAGGGCCACUCCUCUCCCCACCCCACGGCCCAGGCAGCGGCGUCCAAGUAGGGUGGGAGGAGCCCGAGCCCGACGCCGAGGUGUCACUUUGGAGCUUCUCAAUUUGAGAAACCACGAGAAGGAAAAUGAUCCUGAUAUACAACAAAUAAUAAAUAGAGUCCUCUUGUUGCUGCUACAGUUGAGUCGAAAAUGAAAUCUCACCGAGAUUAUACUAGAGAAGAAUUGUGUGGCUUAGUUUUGUGAGACGUUAAUAUUAGGCCUUUAGUGAGCUAUAGUUCUCGUCAUUGUAGAUUUGGACCCCUUCUAUUAUUCAAAGGGAACAUCUGUAAGAGGAUCCAUGAUUUUUAGGAUCAAAGUUUCCAGAUAUUAAAGGGGGAGGUGACUUAAUUUCUUUCU